Ceratitis capitata (Mediterranean fruit fly) is the source of this 1292-nucleotide messenger RNA. RefSeq names its product odorant receptor 7a-like. The coding region runs from base 32 to 1222 and encodes 396 amino acids. Gene Ontology annotation, cellular component: plasma membrane. The transcript is spliced from 3 exons. NCBI's taxonomy places the organism in Eukaryota, Metazoa, Arthropoda, Insecta, Diptera, Tephritidae. Gene Ontology annotation, molecular function: olfactory receptor activity; odorant binding. Gene Ontology annotation, biological process: sensory perception of smell; detection of chemical stimulus involved in sensory perception of smell. The record is from RefSeq and is a predicted model, not a curated record.
UUUGCUGCUAUUAUUUAACCAAAGCAAAGGAAUGUUCGAAUUACUUAGCGGUCGUGGAAUUGGUAAUUGUCCGUCAUCGUAUGCAUUCAUCUAUCUCUUCAAUACUUUCACUAUUUUGGGCACAAAUCCGCCCAGUGAUGCUGGUCCGCUCUAUUACAUUUGGUCAGCCUUCCUAAAUACAUUUUGCAUAAUAUUUUCACCAUUUUUAUGUACCGUCGGCUUCAUCAUGAAAUAUAUGCAGAGCACUAUAACGACUAUGCAGUUUUUGAGCGGAAUACAGGCUGGAACUAAUGUGCUUGGCAUCCCACCGAAAUGUUUAACUUUGGCAUUCUCUUUGAAGCGUAUGCGCAGCAUUGAACCCUUAUUGGAUGUUAUGGAUGCAAGAUACACCGAUCCCGAAGAUGUGGCCUUAAUACGUCAGGCAGCGAUUAUGGGUAAUCGAUUGGUAUUCGGUUUUGGCAUGACAUAUUUGACAUAUAUGCUGUUAACCAUAACACCACCCUUGAUCAGUGGUAAUGUGCCACUCUCAAUUUGGAUACCAUUCUUGGAUGAGAAUCAAUCGACGCUGCAUCACUUGAUGCAGGUAGUUAUGGAUUUGUUUUUAAUGUUUUUCCUGUUAUUCCAUCAAGUGGUGAAUGAUUCGUACGGUACGGUAUAUAUCUAUGUUAUUCGUACACAUUUGCGAUUGUUGAUACGUCGGGUUGAGCGUUUGUGUGUGAACGGCGAGAAAAGUGUCGAGGAUAACAUGGCAGAGCUGGUGGAUUGCGUCACAACGCAUCAACAAAUAUUAAGCUUAUUGACAAUCAUUGAACCGAUUAUUUCAGUAACGAUGUUUACACAAUUUUUAAUUAUUGCCAUAAUUUUGUGUGUAACCAUGGUAAAUAUGUUCAUCUUUGCCGAUCUGAGCACACAAAUUGCCUCAACCUUUUAUUUUAUGUGCGUGCUAAUGCAGACAUCGCCAUGUUGCUAUUUUGCUACCGAGCUGAAGGCGGAUAGUGAAAGAUUGCCGCUUGCCAUUUUUCACUGCCGUUGGAUGGAUCAAGAUCAACGUUUUCGCAAAGUGAUAAUAUAUUUCAUGCAUCGGGCUCAGUCCCCAAUUGAGCUGAUGGCUAUGAAAUUGUUCCCCAUUAAUGUGGCUACAAAUAUUUCGCUUGCUAAAUUCUCGUUUACGCUAUUUACUUUCAUCAAAGAAAUGGGAGUUGGUCAAGAUGCAAGAGAAUAAAUAUUUUAAGCCCGAGGCGGCGGACAAUAUCAGGAGAGAAUAGUUUUGAAAUGGAAUUACUGGAAAUUAC